This is a messenger RNA of Camarhynchus parvulus, 1350 nucleotides long. RefSeq names its product transcription factor AP-4 (gene TFAP4). The record is from RefSeq and is a predicted model, not a curated record. The transcript is spliced from 7 exons. NCBI's taxonomy places the organism in Eukaryota, Metazoa, Chordata, Aves, Passeriformes, Thraupidae. Gene Ontology annotation, cellular component: nucleus. Bases 144 to 1160 code for a protein of 338 amino acids. Gene Ontology annotation, molecular function: protein dimerization activity; RNA polymerase II cis-regulatory region sequence-specific DNA binding; DNA-binding transcription factor activity, RNA polymerase II-specific. Gene Ontology annotation, biological process: regulation of transcription by RNA polymerase II.
GGCGGCGGCGGCGGGCGGGAGCCGCGCUCGCUCCAGCUGUUUCCCGCCUUGGGCCGCGGGCAGAGGCCGGAGCCGGGCCGGGAGGGGCUGAACCGGGCCGGGACGAGCCGGGCUGGGCUGAACCGGGCCCCCCGCCCCCCGUUAUGGAGUACUUCAUGGUGCCGGCCCCCAAGGUGCCGGCCCUGCAGCACUUCAGGAAAUCCGAGAAGGAGGUCAUCGGUGGGCUCUGCAGCUUGGCCAACAUCCCACUGACUCCAGAGACCCAGCGGGACCAGGAGCGACGGAUACGCAGGGAAAUCGCCAACAGCAACGAGAGGCGGCGGAUGCAGAGCAUCAAUGCUGGCUUCCAGUCCCUGAAAACCCUCAUCCCACACACGGAUGGGGAGAAGCUCAGCAAGGCAGCCAUCCUCCAGCAGACAGCUGAGUACAUCUUCUCCCUGGAGCAGGAAAAGACUCGGCUACUGCAGCAGAACACCCAGCUCAAGCGGUUCAUCCAGGAAUUCAGUGGCUCCUCCCCGAAACGGCGACGGGCAGAGGACAAGGACGAGGGGAUCGGCUCGCCCGACAUCUGGGAAGAUGAGAAGGCCGAGGAUCUGCGUCGGGAGAUGAUUGAGCUCCGGCAGCAGCUGGACAAGGAGCGCUCGGUCCGCAUGAUGCUGGAGGAGCAGGUUCGCUCCCUGGAGGCCCACAUGUACCCCGAGAAGCUGAAGGUGAUUGCUCAGCAGGUGCAGCUCCAGCAGCAGCAGGAGCAGGUGAGGUUGCUGCACCAGGAGAAGCUCGAGCGCGAGCAGCAGAUCCGAACCCAGCUCCUGCCAUCACACGCUCCCCCAGCGCCCACCCACCACCCCACCGUGAUCGUUCCAGCGCCGCCUCCCUCCCAUCAUGUCACCGUGGUCACCAUGGGCCCGUCCUCGGUCAUCAACACGGUCUCCACGUCCCGGCAAAACCUGGACACCAUCGUUCAGGCCAUCCAGCACAUCGAGGGCACGCAGGAGAAGCAGCUGCAGGAAGAGGAGCAGAGACGCGCCGUCAUCGUAACGCCGGCGCGCGCCUGCCCCGAGCCCUCCGCCUCCGACACCGCCUCCGACACCGAGGGCAACGACAGUGACUCCAUGGACCAGAGCAAAGAGGAGCCCUCGGGGGAUGGGGAGCUGCCCUGACACCCCCCGGCCAGCAGCUGGGGAGGGAAGCCGGGGCAGGGGGGGGAAACGUCAGAGAAUAUGCUGAAAUUUUUAAAAAAUACAACGUGAUUUGGGUCUCUUUUAUGACCUUUUUCCAAUACUGUAAAGCAGAGCGUUAGAGGCAGGCAAAGGUCACCCUUCAGCUCCCAGGGGGGCGGGGGCUUGGGGG